AUAGGCAUACUGUCACUGUGCCGCUCAGCACUCUGCUGCCAUCAUGGGAGUUUUCACAUCAAGCCAAGAUAAGUUUCCAGACUUGCAAUUACCGGCAAAAUCGUUCUAGUGCAUAGAGUACGUCUCUACCGGUGCUGUUAGGGUUUCGUCUUAGCCGAUUUGUAAUCAAUAUGUUAUUCUUGCUGAAACGCCGGUAAGAGUUCUCUAAACAGCAUCUACCUCCCCAUCAGCACCACACAAAGGGAGCCGCGGAGUUGAGUCUUUUAACGAGCUGUUGUUGUUUUUGUGAAUGUCAUAAAAUCAUUUGGGCUAUUUUCCUUUUCGAAAUGGAUCACUUUGCAGCAGAGUGCCUUGUGUCAAUGUCCAGCCGUGCAAUUGUUCAUGGUCCUAAAGGGAAUAGAGAGAUCAAACCAGAAACUGUGGUCUCUCCCAGGAACGGAGAAGAGACCAGGGAGCCUCUGGUGAAAGACAACUCUUCUCUUUUUGUCGUGGCCAGAAUUCUAGCGGAUUUCAAUCAACAAACCCCCGCCAAUUUUGCCGAACAGGCUAAAAUAAGAGAGGAUAGCUUGGCACCAGAGCUGGUCGGCGAGGAUGGAAACUCUGCCACACCUACUAGCAACCCCGUCGACACACGAAAGGCCAAACGACUGAGGGCUCGCGCAGAGCAAGGAUACAUCCUGAAAAAGCACAAAUGCCACUAUUCAGGUUGUGAAAAAGUUUAUGGCAAAUCGUCCCAUCUCAAAGCCCACCUAAGGACGCAUACAGGUGAGCGCCCGUUCCCCUGCACCUGGCCCGACUGCACCAAGAAGUUUGCCCGGUCGGACGAGCUGGCACGCCACUACCGCACACAUACGGGCGAGAAGAAGUUUGGCUGCCCGCUGUGCGACAAGCGCUUCAUGCGCAGCGACCACCUGAUGAAGCACGCCCGCCGCCACUCCGACUUCCAGCCCGCCAUGCUCAAGCGCCACCACGGAGCCGGGGGCAGCAGCGCCGCAGGAGGAGGCCUGGGAGUGGGCAACGGCAUGGGCGGCGGGGGUGCCAGCGCGCGUCCCGGGUCCCUCAGCGACUACAGCCGCUCCGACGCCUCCAGCCCCACCCUCAGCCCCACCCUCAGCCCUGCCAACUCGCCUUAAGACGAAAGGAAUAAGAAGAAGAAGAAGAAGAAGAAGAAGAAAGAAGA
Alosa alosa (allis shad) is the source of this 1180-nucleotide messenger RNA. It is a transcript of the gene klf13, whose product is annotated as Kruppel-like factor 13. Gene Ontology annotation, biological process: regulation of transcription by RNA polymerase II. The transcript has 2 exons. The coding region runs from base 327 to 1133 and encodes 268 amino acids. The record is from RefSeq and is a predicted model, not a curated record. NCBI's taxonomy places the organism in Eukaryota, Metazoa, Chordata, Actinopteri, Clupeiformes, Clupeidae. Gene Ontology annotation, molecular function: RNA polymerase II cis-regulatory region sequence-specific DNA binding; DNA-binding transcription factor activity, RNA polymerase II-specific.